UUGUUGUCAGGCGCGCAGUCCUCCCGACGCGGGCGGGGGUCGGGCGGAAGGCCUGUUGCCGUGGAGACGACUCGAGCCUGUGAUGGGUGUGGCCGCCAGUGAUGGGCAGUGGUGCUGAGGCCUCCGAGCAUGAUUCGAAUUGCAGCCUUGAAUGCCAGCUCCACGGUUGAGGAUGAUCAUGAAGGAAGCUUUAAAAGCCACAAGACCCAGACAAAGGAGGCACAGGAAGCAGAGGCUUUUGCCUUGUACCACAAGGCCUUAGAUCUGCAGAAACACGACCGCUUUGAGGAGUCCGCCAAAGCCUACCAUGAGCUCCUGGAGGCGCGCCUGUUGCGAGAGGCAGUUUCAUCUGGUGAUGAGAAAGAGGGGUUGAAACACCCUGGGCUGAUGCUCAAGUAUUCCACGUAUAAGAACCUGGCCCAGCUGGCAGCCCAGCGCGAGGACCUGGAGACAGCCAUGGAGUUCUACCUGGAGGCAGUCAUGCUGGACUCCACGGACGUCAACCUCUGGUAUAAAAUCGGACACGUGGCCCUGAGGCUCACCCGGGUCCCCCUGGCUCGCCAUGCUUUUGAGGAAGGGCUGCGGUGCAAUCCUGACCACUGGCCCUGUCUGGACAACCUCAUCACUGUCCUGUACACCCUCAGCGAUUAUACAACGUGUCUGUACUUCAUCUGCAAGGCGCUGGAGAAGGACUGCCGCUACAGCAAGGGGCUGGUUCUCAAGGAGAAGAUCUUUGAGGAGCAGCCGUGCCUCCGCAAGGAUUCCCUCCGCAUGUUCCUAAAGUGUGACAUGUCCAUCCAUGACGUGUCUGUGAGUGCGGCUGAAUCGCAGGCCAUUGUGGAUGAGGCCCUGGGGCUGCGGAGGAGGCGGCAGGCGCUGACCAUACGUGAGAAGGAGCCAGACCUGAAGCUGGUGCAGCCCAUCCCCUUCCUCACCUGGAAGUGCCUCGGGGAGAGUCUGCUGGCCACAUACAACCACCUCAGCACCUGUGAGCCCCCGCGGCCCAGCCUUGGCAAGAGGAUUGACCUCUCUGACUACCAGGACCCCAGCCAGCCUCUGCUGUCCUCCAUGGGGGUGGCACCUGUCAGUGCAACCCAGCCCAGCCCUGCCAGUGCUAGCCCUGCGGCGACUGUGGCAGAGCCCGUGCUCUCUUACACCCCAGUAGCCACAGCCAGCUUCCCGCAACACAGCCCCAGCCUGUUGGAGACGGGCCUCCCUGCAGGUGAUGUUUCUGGGGGAGAUAAAUCCAAGAAAGGGGUAAAGCGGAAGAAGAUUUCUGAGGAGAGUGGGGAGACGGCAAAGCGGCGGUCUGCGCGUGUCCGAAAUACCAAGUGCAAAAAAGAAGAGAAGGUGGACUUCCAGGAGCUUCUGGUGAAAUUCUUACCAUCCAGGUUGAGAAAGCUGGACCCAGAGGAGGAGGAUGACCCCUUUAACAACUACGAAGUCCCGUCAGAAGCCAAGCUGGAGAGCUUUCCGAGUGUCGGGCCUCACAGGCUGUCCUUUGAUUCUGCCACAUUCAUGGAGUCUGAGAGGCAGGAUGUGCACGCCUUCCUGCUGGAGAACCUGACCAAUGGGGGCAUCUUGGAGCUGCUAGUGCGCUACUUGAAGAGCAUGGGCCACAGGUUCCUGCUGAGGUGGCCUCCGGGGCUGGCGGAGGUGGUGCUCAGCAUCUACCACAGCUGGAGGAGGCACAGCGCCAGCCUACCCAACCCACUGCUCAGGGACUGCAGCAGCCAGCACAUCAAGGACAUGAUGCUGAUGUCCCUGUCCUGCAUGGAGCUGCAACUGGACCAGUGGCUGCUGACCAAGGGCAGGAGCUCUGCAGUGUCUCCUCGGAGCUGCCCUGCGGGGGUGGUGAACAGCAGGUUCGGGCCUGACUUCCCAGGAACCCACUUCCUGGGGGACCUCCUGCAGCUGUCGUUUGCCUCAUCCCAGCGGGACCUAUUUGAGGAUGGCUGGCUGGAGUUCGUGGUCCGUGUGUAUUGGUUGAAGGCUCGCUUCCUGGCACUGCAGGGGGACAUGGAGCAGGCUCUGGAGAACUACGACAUUUGCACAGAGAUGCUGCAACGCUCUUCGGCCAUCCGCACACAACCAGGAGCCCAGCAGAGGGACAUCGUCAUCCGCCUGCCCAACCUCCACAACGACUCGGUCGUUUCCCUGGAGGAGAUUGACAAGAACCUGAGGUCGCUGGAACGGUGCCAGUCCCUGGAGGAGACUCAGCGACUGUACGAGGCUGGUGACCACAAGGCUGUGGUGCGCCUGCUCCGUCCCACCUUGUGCCCCAGUGGGUUCGACCGGGCCAAGCACCUGGAGUUCAUGACAUCCGUGCCAGAGAGGCCGGCCCAGCUGCUGCUGCUGCAGGACUCCUUGCUCCGGCUGGAGGACCACCAGCAGUGCUUCGAGUGCUCCGACGUGGCUCUGAAUGAGGCGGUCCAGCAGAUGGUUAAUGCCAGUGAUGCCACUGCCAAGGAGGAGUGGGUGGCCACAGUGACCCAGCUGCUCCUGGGCAUUGAGCAGGCACUCUCUGCAGACAGUGGCGGUGGCAUCCUGAAGGACUCAUCCUCUACCACCAGCCUCACCCGGCUCACCAACAACCUCAUCCAGGUCAUAGACUGCAGCAUGGCCGUGCAGGAGGAGCCCAAGGAACCCCAUGUAUCCUCAGUGCUGCCCUGGAUCAUCCUACACCGGAUUAUUCGGCAGGAGGAGGACACCUUCCACUCCCUGUGCCACCAGCAGCAGCUCCAGAAUCCAGUGGAUGAAGGUGUGGACCGUGGUCCAGUAGGGGAGGCCCUUGGCCCAGUGAUGGCUGAGCCACCCAUGCUCCCCUCCUCCCUCAUGCUGCUCAACACAGCCCAUGAAUAUCUGGGCCGGAGGUCCUGGUGCUGCAACUCUGAUGGGGCUCUGCUGCGAUUCUAUGUGCGUGUCCUCCAGAAGGAGCUUGCUGCGUCCCCCUCUGAAGACACUCACCCCUACAAGGAGGAGCUAGAGACGGCCUUGGAGCAGUGCUUCUACUGCCUGUACAGCUAUCCCAGCAAGAAGAGCAAGGCCAGGUACCUGGAGGAGCACUCGGCCCAGCAGGUGGACCUGAUAUGGGAGGAUGCCCUCUUCAUGUUUGAGUACUUUAAGCCCAAGACCCUCCCUGAGUUCGACAGCUACAAGACCAGCACUGUGUCAGCUGACCUGGCCAAUCUCCUAAAGAGAAUUGCCACCAUCGUGCCCCGAACUGAGCGGCCGGCCCUGAGCCUGGACAAGGUCUCCGCCUACAUUGAGGGCACCUCUGCUGAGGUGCCCUGCCUCCCAGAAGGGGCUGACCCCUCCCCUCCCGUGGUGAACGAGCUCUACUACCUCCUGGCUGAUUACCACUUCAAAAACAAGGAGCAGUCCAAGGCCAUCAAGUUUUACAUGCACGACAUCUGCAUCUGCCCCAACAGGUUCGAUUCCUGGGCGGGCAUGGCCCUGGCCCGGGCCAGCCGCAUUCAGGACAAGCUGAACUCCAAUGAGCUGAAGAGUGACGGGCCCAUCUGGAAGCAUGCGACGCCUGUCCUGAACUGCUUCCGGCGGGCGCUGGAGAUUGACAGCUCCAACCUUUCCCUGUGGAUUGAAUUUGGCACCAUGUCCUAUGCCCUGCACUCCUUUGCCUCACGCCAGCUGAAGCAGUGGAGGCCUGAGCUGCCCCCCGAGCUUGUGCAGCAGAUGGAGGACCGGCGAGACAGCAUGCUGGAGACUGCCAGGCACUGCUUCACGUCGGCGGCCCGCUGCGAGGGUGACGGGGAUGAGGAGGAGUGGCUCAUCCACUACAUGCUGGGCAAGGUAGCCGAGAAGCAGCAGCAGCCACCCACCGUGUACCUUCGGCACUACCGGCAGGCUGGCCAUUACCUGCAUGAGGAGGCAGCCCGUUACCCUAAGAAGAUCCACUACCAUAACCCUCCAGAGCUGGCCAUGGAGGCCCUGGAGGUGUACUUCCGGCUCCAUGCAUCCAUCCUGAAGCUCCUAGGGAGGCCUGAUUCUGGAGUUGGUGCGGAGGUCCUGGUCAGCUUCAUGAAGGAGGCCGCAGAAGGGCCCUUUGCCAGGGGCGAGGAGAAGAAUGCGCCCAAAGCCUCAGAAAAGGAGAAGGCCUGCCUGGUGGACGAGGACUCCCACUCUUCAGCUGGGACACUGCCGGGCCCCGGAGCCUCCCUCCCCUCCUCUGGCCCAGGUCUGACAUCCCCACCUUACACAGCCACUCCGAUUGACCACGAUUACGUCAAAUGUAAAAAACCCCACCAGCAGGCGACGCCGGACGAGCGCAGCCAGGACAGCACAGCUGUGGCACUUUCAGAUUCCAGUUCCAUGCAGGACUUCUUUAAUGAGCCUUCCAGCUCCCUGGAGGGUUCCCGGAAGCCCCUCACGGAGAAGAGACCACCUGCACCCAGUUCCCAUGCAGGACCUCCUGGUAAAGACCUUCAAGGUCCUGCAGAGGAGAGAGGGAAGCCUGAGGAGCCCUUGGAGACCAUGGAAGGCGUCAGGGUCACAGAGCAAGGCAGCCAGAAGCCAGCUGCAGACCCCUCAGGCCCUGGCACCCCUGCCAAGCCUCCAGCGUCUGCAGCCACCACGUGGGAUGGGAGGAGGCGAGGGGAGCCCCCGGGGGAGCCCGCAGCCUUCCCGCAGGGGCUACCGGCCGGCGCUGAGGAGCAGCGCCAGUUUCUCACGGAGCAGUGUGUCGCCUCCCUGCGCCUGUGCCUCAGCCGCUUCCCCCAGCACUACAAGAGCCUCUACCGGCUGGCCUUCCUCUACACCUACAGCAAGACCCACCGGAACCUCCAGUGGGCCCGCGACGUGUUGCUAGGCAGCGGUAUCCCGUGGCAACAGCUGCAGCACAUGCCGGCACAGGGGCUCUUCUGCGAGAGGAACAAGACCAAUUUCUUCAACGCAGGCACUAAGCCUUGGAGACCUUCCUUAGGAGAGGGGCAGUCUGCCCGGGCCUGGGAUCCUCUGGUGGGUGGUCACCCCCGCUCAUCUGUGCCAAGGCCACAUCCUCUUUGUGUCCCAAGGAGGUGCUCACUGCAUGUCUGUGGAUCAUCUCCCUGGAGCUGGCUCCAGGGCAUCUGGCGGAUCCCCGUGGAUGAGAUUGACCGGCCGGGCAGCUUCGCCUGGCACAUGAACCGCUCCAUUGUGCUGCUGCUCAAGGUGCUGGCCCAGCUCCGGGACCAUAGCACCCUGCUGAAGGUGUCCUCCAUGCUGCAGCGGACCCCAGACCAGGGCAAGAAGUAUCUGCGAGAUGCUGACCGCCAGGUCCUGGCACAACGGGCCUUCAUCCUCACAGUGAAGGUGCUGGAGGACACACUGAGCGAGCUUGCGGAGGGGUCAGAACGCCCAGGGCCCAAGGCCUGUGGCCUCUCCGGAGCCAGGAUGACCACUGAUGUCUCCCAUAAGGCCAGUCCUGAGGAUGGACAGGAGGGCCUCCCCCACCCCAAGAAGCCCCCUCUGGCAGAUGGCUCAGGGCCAGGGACUGAGCCCGGAGGCAAAGCAGGCCCCCUCACCCACCGGCCUGUGGCUAUGGAUGCAGGAGAGGGCACAGACCAGGGCGGGGAGCGGAUGGACAGGGAGAACCCCCAGGCAGGGCCCACAGAGCCCAUGGACACAGGGGAAGCUGCUGCCCGCUGCUCAGACUCAGAGCGGGUACCACCCCUGCAGCCAGGCCGACCUCUUAGGGACCGGGGCCCAGAGAGCCGGCCUGCAGAGCUGUCUCUGGAGGAGCUGAGCAUCAGCACCCGGCAGCAGCCUGGCCCACCUGGCCCAGCCCCACCAGCCACCGCCCCCACCGCCACUGCCCCCAGACCCAGGGUGGGCAGCCACCCCGAGGAGGCACCACCACGACCCAGCCGCAAGAGGAAACUUCUGGAGGACACAGAGUCCGGCAAGACGCUCCUGUUGGAUGCCUACCGUGUGUGGCAGCAGGGCCAGAAGGGCAUGGCCUACGACCUGGGCCGCAUUGAGAGGAUCAUGGCUGAGACCUACAUGCUCAUCAAGCAGGUGGACGAGGAGGCUGCGCUGGAGCAGGCCGUGAAGUUUUGUCAGGUCCACCUUGGGGCUGCCGCCCAGAGGCAGGCUGCAGGGGACACACCCACCACCCCAAAGCACCCCAAGGACAGCCGAGAAAACUUUUUCCCUGCGGCUGUGGCCCUCACGGCCUCCGAGCCCAUGCCGACAGAUGCCCUCCAGCGGCCCAGUGAUGCCCACACCAAGCCUCGUCCUGUGCCAGCCACCACCUCGGCUGUCAUCACUUGUCCUCCCUCGGCGUCAGCUUCUACCCCAGACCUGGCUGAGGACCCUGGGCCCCCACAGCUACACAGGCCCGAGGCCACCUCCUUGGACCCAGACUGCCACGUGUUCCCCUGGAGAGCCCCUGCUACGGUCCCUCGCUGCCUUCCUGCACACUACAGGCUGGGACCCAGUUUCCUGCAGACGCCACCUGGCCCACAAGCAAGCAAAGGUUCCUCUCACUGAAGUGGUCAGGCCUCCAAGGAUGGGGGGUGGGCGCUCUGGGCUGGGGCACAACUUACCUCCCCUUGCAGGGUACCACCCACCAGGCAGGCCCCAAGCCUGUGGAGGAGCCAGGGAGAAGCUGAGAGCCAGGGCCUGGGGGCCUCUAGGACACUGGGCCUUGGGGACCCAGCAGCAAGGCUGUGAGUCUGCCAUGGGGAGCAGAGAGAGUUGGCUCAGGGGCUCAGGAUUCUAGCCUGGCCCGCUGCUUCCACAGAGGGAGCCUGAGAUGGCCUGAUGGCUCUUUCCUGAAAACUGAGCCCCCAGGCCAGGCCUCACCCCAGCAGGCCCAGAGUGGUCCUUCUCACAGACUGCCUGGCUGGGGCAGCGCCUCUGCACAUAUCUCUGCUGGUCACUAGGCCCCGAGUGUCUGUCAUUCUGGCAGCCCACCAAGAAGGGAGGGCCUGGGGAGGGUGGGCCAUGCCUUGGGGCAGGAGGGAGACUGGUACCUGGUUCCUCUGAGGACACCAUUCACUUCCUGCCAGUCCACCACUUCCCAUCCCUGUCCUUGCUCUCAGCAAGGAAGCUACCUGCCCUCCCACUCAAGCAGCCUCUCCAGGUCACUCGGCCAGGUACUCAGGGAACCAGUACCACGCACUGCCACCUAUGGAGGGACUGGGCGGGCCUGUGUUGUGGGUGCCUGCCCAGCAUGGUAACCUGCAUCCUACCCUAGAGCCAGUGGGGCAGGAGCCUCCGAGGUGCUUGUCCCUGUCUGUAGCAUCCUGAGACUGGGCCCCAGGGACACUGCUGGCUGGUCAGACUGAGGAAGGGAGGGUCUGAGGCCAUGCAGCAAGGAGGCUGCUGUCCUUCAGGAGCUGGAGCCAACAAGCAGUAGGCACAUCUUGUUUCCUGCCUGGCUAAGGAGGGCUUGGUGUCAGCUGCUCCAGGCAA
Phacochoerus africanus (Common warthog) is the source of this 7413-nucleotide messenger RNA. RefSeq names its product calcineurin binding protein 1 (gene CABIN1). Gene Ontology annotation, cellular component: nucleus. Gene Ontology annotation, biological process: chromatin organization. The transcript is spliced from 36 exons. The coding region runs from base 130 to 6486 and encodes 2118 amino acids. Lineage: Eukaryota; Metazoa; Chordata; Mammalia; Artiodactyla; Suidae. The record is from RefSeq and is a predicted model, not a curated record. Gene Ontology annotation, molecular function: protein binding; nucleosome binding.